This is a messenger RNA of Orycteropus afer afer, 915 nucleotides long. Its product is annotated as asialoglycoprotein receptor 2. The record is from RefSeq and is a predicted model, not a curated record. Gene Ontology annotation, biological process: biological process involved in interspecies interaction between organisms. The transcript has 8 exons. Lineage: Eukaryota; Metazoa; Chordata; Mammalia; Tubulidentata; Orycteropodidae. Gene Ontology annotation, cellular component: external side of plasma membrane. The coding region runs from base 1 to 915 and encodes 304 amino acids. Gene Ontology annotation, molecular function: D-mannose binding; fucose binding.
AUGGUGAAGGACUUUCAAGACAUCCAGCAGCUGGACUCUGAGGAAAAUGACCACCAGCUGGGUAGAAGUGAGGGGCCAGGCCCUUGUGGGCAGAAUCCCAGAAGAGAAGAUCCGUUUUGGAAAGGGCCACCUCCCCCUCAGCCCUUCCUGUGGCGUCUUUGCUCCAGGCGCUGCCUCAGCCUGCUUGCCCUGGCCUUCAACAUUUUGCUGCUUCUGGUCAUCUGCGUGAUUGGGUCCAAAAGCACCCAGAUGCAAAGGGAGCUGCGGGCUCUGAAAGAAACUUUCAACAACUUUUCAUCAAGCACCCUGCUGGAGAUCCAGGCUCUCAGCUCCCAUGGAGGCAAUGCAAGUGAUAGGACAACAUUUCUGGAAGCCAAGCUGGAGAAACAGAAUCAGGACCUGAAAUCAGAUCAUGCCAGCUUGCUCCUUCACCUGAAGCAUUUCCCAGUUGAUCUGCGCAUCCUGGCGUGUCAGACGGCGUACAUCAAGAGCAAUGGCACAGAAUGCUGCCCUAUCAACUGGAUGGAGCACGAAGGCAGCUGCUACUGGUUUUCUCGCACUGGAAUGACCUGGUCUGAGGCUGACAAGUACUGCCAGCUGGAGAAUGCCCAUCUGGUCGUCGUCAACUCCAAGAAGGAGGAGAAAUUCAUUCUACAGCACACGAGCCCCUUCCAUACAUGGAUAGGACUCACCAACAGUGAUGGCUCCUGGAAGUGGGUGGAUGGUACUGACUAUGAGAAUGGCUACACGAACUGGGCUUUCACUCAACCAGACGACUGGAAGGGGCAUGAGAUGGGAACAAGUGAAGACUGUGUUGCAAUCCAGUGGGAUGGCCGCUGGAAUGACAAUUUCUGCCAGCAAUUGCACCGUUGGGUGUGUGAGACCAAAUGGAACCGGACUGCUGGGAGUCUCUGA